Molecule: messenger RNA, 852 nt
Organism: Neocloeon triangulifer
Lineage: Eukaryota; Metazoa; Arthropoda; Insecta; Ephemeroptera; Baetidae
Gene: Uros1
Product: uroporphyrinogen-III synthase
Exons: 6
Coding region: 37-828 (263 amino acids)
Biological process (GO): uroporphyrinogen III biosynthetic process
Molecular function (GO): uroporphyrinogen-III synthase activity
Source: RefSeq, a predicted model, not a curated record
CUAUUGAAGCAAAAAUCGACAAAGGAUUUCCUAUACAUGGAGCACUAUCAAGGAGCAAGAGUAGCAAUUUUUAAGGCUGAAACAGACAAGUUUCCAGAUCCUUAUGUAGAGGAGCUUGAAAAAGUUGGAUUCCUUCCAAAACUGGUGCCUGUUAUUACAUUCGACUUUUUCAAUUUGGAUCUUCUGAAGGAAAAGCUAUCGAAUCACGACAAGUUUUCAGGUCUUAUCCUCAGCAGUGAGAGAUGUGCCUUAGCAGUUCACAAGUCCAUCGAAGGCUCCGAGUCAAUUUUGUUGCCCUGGAAAAGCAAGAUAGUCGUGUGUGCUGGCGAGGCCACUGCCGAGAAGACAAAGAAUUUGACAGGACUGAGUCCGAUUUUUGGUGAAAAACAAAGAGCAGAAGGCAUCAUAGACCUGCUGGAAUCUACAAAUCCGACACCAAGAUUAAUGCUCAAUCCUUGCGGAGAGUUGGCCGCUAGCAGAGAUUCUUUAGCAACAGGACUCUCUUUGAAAGGAAUUAAUUGUGAAUGCUUGGCUGUGUACAAAACCAUCCCAAAUCCCUGUUUAAAGUCUGAACUUGAAAAUAUAUUUGUAAAGGAAGAAACCGAGUGGCCCAAACUUUUAAUUUUCUUCAGUCCUUCGGGAUUAAAAGCAGUCAUGGAAAAUUUAGUCAACUGUGAAAUCAUCAACUUUUGCAAGCUUGUUUCAAUUGGACCAUCAACGUCUACAGCUAUAAGAGAAAAUGGGUUUACUGUUUGGGCCGAGGCGGAAAACCCAAAUCCGAAAAGUUUAAGGGAAGCUAUAGAGAAAUCAGCUUAUCACUGUACCUGAUACAAAUAAAAUUAAAUUGUUAGG